Nothobranchius furzeri (turquoise killifish) is the source of this 633-nucleotide messenger RNA. It is a transcript of the gene ssna1, whose product is annotated as Sjogren syndrome nuclear autoantigen 1. NCBI's taxonomy places the organism in Eukaryota, Metazoa, Chordata, Actinopteri, Cyprinodontiformes, Nothobranchiidae. Gene Ontology annotation, cellular component: centrosome; ciliary basal body. The record is from RefSeq and is a predicted model, not a curated record.
GAGCUCUCAGGGGGUGGGAAGCCCGCCGUUGCCUGAUGAAUUAAAACGUUUCGCUGAACGGAGACACAUUUCCCUCUUUUAACCUUUUUCUCUCUCAAGAUUUAUUGAGUUCGCUUCAGUCGACCACUUUUACCAGGAUGACUCAGCAAGGCGCCGCUCUCCAGGCCUACAACAACGAACUUGUCAAGUGUAUCGAGGAGCUGUGCUCAAAGCAAGAGGAACUAAACCGACAGAUCCGUCAAGAGGAAGAUGAGAAGGAACGUCUGGAGCACGACAUCCGUGUUCUGUCUGAGAAACUGAGCCGGGUCAACGAGAGCCUGGCACGAAGACUCUCAGCGCGUACGACACUGGACCGCACCAUCGCUGAGACAGAAGCUGCCUACGCCAAGAUUUUAGAAAGUUCCCAAUCACUUCUGAGCGUUCUGAAGCAGGAAGCAGGAAACCUCAGCAAGGUCACGGAGCCUCAGAGGAGGGACCAUUAACGGCGAGGCGACGUCGGCAACCACAGAAAGACGUUUUUGCACAUUUAAGGACUCUUUUGUACCGCUUCUAAUGUUUUUUUCUUUCUCCAACAUAAUAAAUGUAUUUAACUCUCGUUUGGUGACAGAAUAAUAAAUAAGUCACUGACUCGUU